This is a messenger RNA of Peromyscus californicus insignis, 8639 nucleotides long. Its product is annotated as vomeronasal type-1 receptor 4-like. Bases 7389 to 8327 code for a protein of 312 amino acids. Gene Ontology annotation, molecular function: pheromone receptor activity. The transcript has a single exon. Gene Ontology annotation, biological process: G protein-coupled receptor signaling pathway. Gene Ontology annotation, cellular component: membrane. Lineage: Eukaryota; Metazoa; Chordata; Mammalia; Rodentia; Cricetidae. The record is from RefSeq and is a predicted model, not a curated record.
UUAAAAAAGUGAGGUUAUUGGUGCUUAGUGACAGUUCUAACAUGCUAGCAUGUCUGUUGGUCUACUUGCUUUGGUUUGUUUAGGUAGCCAAGUUGAGACUUCAGUGGUAUAGCUUCCCUGAUGUAUCUAGGAGACAUAAUCUCACAUAAGCUAUCUGUUUCUCUGGCUCUUAGGGUAUUUCUGCCUCCUCUACAACCAUAUCCUCGGAGCCUUGAGUGUAAUUGUAUUGUCGAUGGAUCAACUGAGGCUUGGCACCACAUAAUUAUGUGUUUUUCUGAACUUUGAUCAGUGGUGUGUUUUUGUAAUGAUUUGAACUUCUUUUGCAAAGAAGUUUUUUUUUUCUGAGAGGUUUUGUGUGUGUGUGUGUGUGUGUGUGUGUGUGUGUGUGUGUGUGUGUAUAAUUAUAUGUCUGCGCUUAUAUAUACAAAUUCCAUAACAAAAAUUUAAUUGUAAUUAUACAAUGUAUAUUCUCUCAGAAUAAAUAUUGUUUAGAAUGUUGGAAAAAUAAAAGUGUGAUUGCUAGCCUGUAAGGUUAUAUUUUCUACAAUUAAGCAGAUGUAAACCAUUUUCCAACAUUUGUAAUGACAUUCACAGACAUUGUCAGUGCAUGAGAUCUCUCAUUCAUUCACAAGCAUGCCCCAAUUUUGUAUUUUCAGCCUUUUUUCUUUCACUUUUUAUUGAUUUUAUUUUGAUUUUUCACUAUGAUUAAUUAGUUUACAAAAUAUGAAGUUUCCUUAAGACUAUUUCAUACUUACUCUUUUGAUUGGCCCAGCCCCUCCUCUUUCCCCUUUUCUAUAUCCUCCUCCCAUCUCACACUGUCCAAUUUCCAUUAUUCCUUCUUUUCCUUUCAAAACACAUGUAUUGUUUUACUCUCCCUACCAUUUCCCCAGACCUUCUAAUUCACCUUCCUAGUUUCCUGGACUCCACACAUGAUCACUUUCACAUAAAUACACACUUCUAAAAGAAGGUAUAAAAAUCGCAUUUGGAACAGUUCUAUUAGACUUUUUGAACUUUCAAUGCACCACUUCAUAGAAUAGUUUCUACUCUCUUCUGCAGCCAUUCCCUAGGGUAUUCUACAGCGUCAGAGUAUUGGGAAGGGGAGACUGUAAGUAUCUGGUAGUUCCUAAGGUCCCAUCUCGUCUCCCCACUCUGUUUAAACUUAUUUAGUUCCUAGGGUUAACUGCCAAUAUUGCUCCUGUUCUUGAUUGUCCACCUAGCUGUCCUGCAUGUCCGAUGAAUGUGCAGAGCAACAAAGUCCUCCCGGGGAUUCACAGUACAGCCUGUUGCUGAUUCACAGCUACUGCUCUCUGCAUCUGCAAGGGUAUAUUACACAAUUUAAGACUGCUUUGGAAACAUGGUGUCCUGAGAGUUUCCUCUCAUUGCACUGCACUGAUGAGUUAUUUGACCCACGGCCUUCAUUCUUAACAUUUCCACUGUAGACUUGAGUGUUUCGUGAUCAUCCUAGACACAAUUUCAAUAGGGACACUGAACACUUUCCAAGUAACUAUCAUUCAUUAGAUAUUGUUCUUCUUCAUAUGUCUCCUGGCAUAUUUUGUGUAUUUUUAUUGUGUUUUUUUUCUUCUGUGAGAGUUCAUCAUACUUGUUAUCUCCACAUCUUUUGUAGUCCUGACUGUGCACACAUGCAUGGGUGUCUAUUUGUUGUGGAGUUUCAUAAGAGCUAGCUCAUAAUUUGAUGCAGGUUGCCACAUGAACAUUCAGAAACAUUUUGUGUUUUUAAUAAAUUUUUCUUAUCUAAGUCAACUUCAGGAUAGUAAACAUGAUCAAAAUCCAAAUUCAGAGUCUUUAUUAAGAAAAAUUCCUGACUGUCUAAAGAGAAACACUUCUCAUAGAUCAUCCUUUGUCAUAUGUGUAGUUAGUAAAAUUAUUUUCCCAUUCUGUAGCCUGUCACUAUAUACAAAUGACAGUGUCUUUUUCCAUGCAGAAGCUUCCCAGUUUCAUGGAAUCCCAUUUAUUAAUUGUUGAUCUUUAGUGCCUUUGUUAACACUGCUUUUUUUUUUCCCAGAAGGUUUUUUCCUGUGCCAAUUAGUUCAAGGCUACACCCACUUUCUUUUCUAUCAGGUUCAAUGGAUCUGGAUUAUAUUGAGGUCUUUGAUCUAUUUAGAGUUGCCUUUUUGCAAGGUAAUGAGAAUGCAUCUAUUUGGAUUCUUCUACAUGCAGAUAUACAGAUUGACCAGUACAUUUGUUGAAGGUGCUAGCUUUUGCAAUGUGUAUUUCUGACUUCUUUAUCAAACAUCUUGUAACUAUGGGAGUGUGGAUUUACAUCUAGGACUUGAAUUUGAUUCUAUUUAAGGCAGAUAAGGCUGAAAGCACUGGGCCAUGCCUUAAGCAAAAAAAGAACUGUGACAUGUGCAGUAGCAUCCUGACCCAGAGGAGCCUGAAACUGGACCCCCAAGAUGACAACUGCCAACAUAAGACCCAGGGCCAAACCAAGAAAUGCCACGGCAGCUGGAAGCAAAGCCCACCAAACAACACACACAUAAAUACUUCAGCUCUUUGUUUAAUAGAGGAGAUUGCUUGCAUAUCUCCCAGAGCCUGUCAUUGGUUCUGCGUCUGCACACCCCUUGCCCCUGGGAUCAGGACAGUGGGACCCCAGCUGCAGAGCCAGCAACACCUAUUGAUCAGUGUGUCUCUCCUAGUACCUAUACCAUCCCAUUUUUAUUACUAUAGCUCUGUGGUACAACUUAAAAUCAGGAAUGGUGAUACUUCUAGUAGUUCUUUUAUUUGUUAGGACUGUUUUUGCUAUGCUCAGUUUUUUUUUUCCAUAUGAAACUAUGAAUUGUCCAUUCAAGAUCUGUGAAGGCAUGCUUUGGAAUUUUGAGACAGAUUGCAUUGAAUCUGUAGACUGCUUUAGGUAGGAUACUACAUUAUUCCCACAGAUCCAUGAACAUGAGUGAUCUUUCAGUCUUCUGAUAUCUUCUUCAAUCAGUUGAAGGUUUUAAUCAUACAAGUUUUUCACUUGCUUGUUUAGAUAUAACCCAGAUAUUUUAUAUUAUUUCAGGCUAUUGUCAUGGGUAAUGUUCCACUGAUUUCUCUCUCACUCCAUUUGUUAUUUAUAUAUAAAAUGGCUAUUAAUUUUCUUGGUUAAUUUUGUAUCAGAGACUUUGCUGAAAGUGUUUAUUACAUGUAGAUGUUUUCUAGUGGAAUUUUUAGGAUCCCUUAUGUAUACUACAAUACUAUAUGCAAAUAAACAUACUGUGCCUUCUUCCAUUCCAAUUUGUAUCCCCUAGAUCCAGCUAAGACUUCAAGUGCUAUAUUGAAUAGGUAUGGAGGAAGUGGACAACCUUGUAUUGUUCUUGAUUUUAGUGGAACUGCUUUGAGUUUCUCUCCAUUUAAGUUAAUGUUGGCUAUGGGUUUGAUUUAAAUUGUCUUUAUUAUGUUGAUAUAUGUCCCUAAUAUCCAUAAAUUUUUUAGGACCUAUGUCCUAUGUCAUGCAGGGAGAUUUGAUGCUUGUCAAAAGCCUUUUCUACAUCUAAGAAAUGAUCGUGUUGUCUUUUUAUUUCAGUUUGUUUCAAUGGCAGAUUACAUUUAUUGAUUUAUAUAUGCUGAACUGUCGCUGUACCCCCAGAAUGCAGCCUGCUAGAACAUGAUGAAUGAUUGUUUGAUGUGUUCUUAGAUUCUGUUUACAAGUAUUAGAUUGAGAAUUUUUGCAUCUAUGCUCACAAGGGAAAUUGGACUGUAAUUCUCUGUCUUUGUUGGGUCUCUCCAUGGUCCUUGUAUCAGGAUAACGGUGGACUUAUGAAAUGAAUUGGCAAUGUCCCUUCUGUUUCUGUUUUGUGGUGUAAUUUGAGGAGUACUGGGAUUAACUCUUCUUUGAAAACCCAGUAGAAUACUAUGCUGUAAAACCAUCUUGUUCUGAACUUGGAGGCUGGAUUUAAACAAUGAGUAGAGGUAGGAAAGUUAGGAGGGGAAGACUCUGUGUUCCACUUGAGGUGGGGUGCUGAGGAGGAAGGUAGAUUUCAUGCAGACAGACUAUAAAUAUGUAGAGUGCACUGGUUUUAAUGCAUUACUGGCAGCCCCAAAGUACUCACAAUGUGACUCUGUCACAUUGUGGAAAAACAUCAAGAAGCUCUUUCCCUUGGGAUUUAACCAAGAACAAGCCCAGUUAUAAAUUAUUUACUUCUCCCUCCUGUUGCCUUCCAUCAUUCUCUGUUUUAUCAGCCUGAAUCAGUGCCUAACUGAAUGAUGACUUGUGGAUCUAUCUGCCUUGACACUUUCUGUCUCUGUGUGUGCCUCACUUUGGCUCUGUAUUUAUUGAACAGAAUGGAAGCUUCACGUGGAGUAAGUAAUGAGGGAUACUUUACAGAAAUGUUUAAAAGAAUUUUUACAAGGGAUUAAGACACUGAUACAAACUGCUCUCAACCAACUCAGAUAAGAAACAGUGCUAUAACAUCACUGGACAUAGAUAUAUCAACCUAUAUUUGUAUCACUUCCCACAUUUAUUGUGUACAUUUAUUUCAUGAGGUUGAGUUCAAACUAGCUGUUUUAAUCAUUUAUUACUACAACAUACAUACGCACCAGCAUUACUCUUGUGUCAGGGCAUAGAAGAUUAUACAUUUUAGGAGUAAAGCUAUGCAUUAGCUUAGGUUGUAAAAACCGAUUACAUGGGAAAUUCAAAGCAAUUAAGGUUGGUUGUUGCGUUAUUCUCUUAAAUGCAAGUUAAUCACACAGGAUAAGCAUAUAGUUUAACAGCAGUAUUAAGUCUUAAAUGACCUCAAUGUACAUUAACUCUGCCUGUGAGGUCCAGGAAAACUUCCAGCCUCUUCAAAUGUAAGAGACAUUUUCAUAAUGAUGCAUCCUCAAAGUACAGUGUACUAGUAACUUCACACUUUGCCUUUGUUCCCUGCUCCCAAGAUUAUAAUCACUGCCUGUUUCUGCUACUGGGACUCUUAGCAUUUGACACCGCAAGAGAGAAAAUAGACUUUAUACUUCUACCCUGCACUUCUGUGGUGCUCAUUAUUCAGUUAAAAGUUUCUCUUGCUUAUUUUUUUUCAAAGGUGAUGUAAAGUCCCUCAGUAGAACUGUCAUGGUUCCUUACUGUGACAUCAUCCUGUCAUCCUCUUGGGUAUGAGCGCUGCAAAUAUUCAGCCUUUAUCUUGGGGGUUGCUGUCAACUUUGUAGUUAUAUGAGGAUUGUAGGUCCCAUUGGCGAUUGAGUCGCCAUCCAGCAGCCAGCUUCACAGAUGCAUCCUAUCAGCACAGGUGAGUUGAUUUUCUUCAGGCACCCAGUCUUCAAAGGACAGGGCAGUCUCUGGAAGGUGAGUGAGUUCAGACUUCCAAAAUGAUCUUUCUCUUUCAGGAAAAGGCUCCUAUAAAGGUUGAAUUUUCAUAGUAGGAAGAAUCAGCCAGAGAUCUGAACUGAACCCAACAUGAUUUGAUGGAGGCUGCAGGUGAGAGACUAUCCUGGAUUCCCAUUUGUUGCUCUUUUCCAAGACAGUGGCCUCGUGUCUGCUCCCAGUAAGGAGGGUUCCUGGUGACUAAAACAGUUUAGUACUUUUUCUCAGAUUUAUCUGUUCUACUUUUAAUUUUGUAAUCUUAGGCUAGUGCAGUGGGUUGGUAAAACUCGGCCAGAAUUUAGAGAGUCACAAGAGCAAUUUGAGAGUUGUUUGAUAUCCUCUGCAUAUUUACACCUCAGAUUCUGCUUUCCACUGAGCUUUGUAUGCAUGCAGAUAUUUUUCUUUAUUGGAAAUGCCUGUGUACAGUGGCAUAGUGAGAAUUUAAUAUCCUUCUUAGAGGGCUUUGUUAUCUGGAAUGUGAAAAAAUGAGCAAGUCAUAAAUUAAUGUCUCAAUAUCCAAAUUUCAAGUCCAUGGGCAUUUGACUAAGUGAAUAAUUGCAACCUCAUGUCACUCAGGUCCGACGCCUCUGAUAUGUCCACUUCCCCCCCGAAAUGGAUGUUCAUGUCCUCCUGAAUUUACUUUCUGUUUGUUUGAUUUUUGAGACAGAGUCUAUUUAUGUAGUCGUUGAUGUCCUGAAACUUGUUCUAUAGAGCAGGUUAGCCUCAAACUCAUAGAGAUCCUCUGGCCUCAGCUUACUAGGGACUGGGAUUAAAGACAUGUGUCGCUAUUCUCAGUCCAGAUAUUGCUUUUGAAUCAAAUAGAUAUGUGAAUUAUUACUGUGCUAUGUGUUAGGUAUUCAUUGCAUCACCAGCUGACAGUACAUUAGGAUCUGUCAAUUUCUGUAACACUUACAAUUAUAUUAGUUAAAUUUAAUGCCCCACAAUUCAGAAGGCCUGCUCCUAUUGUUCAACAGUUCCAUACAGUCUUGAUUGUGCUUUAAUUUCAAUGCAAAAAAGGUGAAGAAUCUCAUUAGUGAUCCUCCUAUUGAAUAAACCACUUCAUUGCAUUCUGUUGUAAAUAUAUUGAUAAGUUUUUUUAUGUUUAAACUUUUUAAACAUUGCAUGUUUAAGUGCAAUACAGUUAUAUUCUAAAUAAUAUAUUUCAAAUUAAAAGGUUAAAAAGUAAUGUUGAAAACACUUAAAAGCAAGCCAACUUAAGCACAUAUAUGUACAUGCACACAAAUGUAAAUGCAAUUACGUGUGUGUUUGAAAAAGGAGAACUCAAGUGUUAUCAUUCCUGACAGCUGAUGGUCACUAUUUUCUUUUAAUUUUAUUACUCUCUAUUUUUUAUUCUCAAAUUGUAUUGUUUUUAUUAUUCUCUAUUAUUCAUUCUUAUUUUUUAUCUGGGAGAAAUUUAUAUGCAUUUUGAUCAUUUUCACACUUCCCUCAGUCCUCACAGUUACACCAUGUUUCUUUACCCACCCAUCUUUUUGCUUUUUAAAUUUCUUAACACAUAAAGCAUAGCUUGUGGUGCCCAUGUGGUAGUGGGUGUGUGAUCAUCUACUAUGUCAUUGUCAACCUACUAGGGGCCACAUUUUUAAAGGAAGCUGACUCCACCUUUCCUAGUAGCUAUCAGUUGUCAAUAGCAUCUUAGUUAGGGGUUACUAUUUUCUCUGGAGUCAGACAGUCUCCUUUCUUCAGCCUUUUACUAGUUGCUGGGAGCAUGGUAACCUGGAAUGUUUCUGAAACCAGGACAUUCAUCUGAAUGUAGUUUGAUCAUUAGAUCAUCUCACCAGUGCACUGUGGAUAUUAAACCAGCAAUUAACUGUAAAGUUCGUGGAAAAUGCUAAGACCUAUUAAUGGCAUAAUAAAAUUUAAUUUUUACUACAAUGUCCCAAUCAAUUAUCUGCAAUUCAAACAAUAGCAAUUCACUGAGACCUAGCAAACUACUUACUAGAAAGACACAUUUUAACAUUAGUUAUGAAUGUAAGGUAAUAUUGUGUAUGCAGUACAUUGUUUGGCAUGGUAAGAAAAAUGAAGACAUUUAACAGGUGUGCUCUGGACAUGUUUUGCACUGACCCAGGACCAUGACAGAAUGAACUCCAGAGACAUGGUUGUAGGGAUCAUCUUCCUGUCUCAGACUGCACUGGGAAUGCUGGGGAACUCAGCCUUGCUUUGUUGUUUUAUCAUUGCCGUCUUCUCUGGAAUCAGGGAGAAGCCCACAGACCUGAUUGUCAAACACCUAACCUGGGCCAACGUCAUUGUUCUCUGCAGAGGAAUCCCACAGACCAUUGCUGCUUUUAGUCAGACUUACUAUCUAAAUUAUGUUCCCUGUAAACUUGCCUUAUAUUUUCACAGAGUUGCCAGAGGAGUAUCCCUUAGCUCCACAUCCCUGCUGAGUGUCUUUCAGGCCAUCACCAUCAGCCCUAGUAAUUCCAGGUGUGCACAGUUCAAGCUCAGAGCCCCUGGGAUUAUUGGUCCAUUCCUGGGCCUGUGCUGGGCCCUCCAGCUGUUGUUAUAUAUUUUCAUUCCUGUAUAUACAACUGACAUAAGGGGUGGAAGAAAUAUUACUGGGAUACAAGAUUUUGGAUAUUGUGUUAUUAUAAAUUCUGAGAGACUAACCAGCACUCUUAUUGUAAUCCUAAUAGCAUCCAACGAUAUCAUCUUUUUGGGACUGAUGAUGUGGUCCAGUGACUACAUGGUGUUUAUCCUGCUCAAACACAAGCAGAGGGUCCAACACAUCCACAGAUCCCUGUCUCCUAGGUUAUCCCCUGAGACCAGAGCCACCCAAAGCAUUCUCACCCUAGUAAGCAGCUUUGUGCUCUUCUAUGUAACAUCUAUUGUCUUUACAGUUUAUCUGUCUGCCCUUGAAGGAACCACUAGGUGGCUGUCUAACAUUGGUGUAGCCAUGUCUGCAUGCUUUCCCACAUUCUGCCCCUUUCUGCUCAUCAGACACUAUGCUUCCUUCUUCAGGCUCUGUUGCACUAGUUUUUACCAGACAACACGCCGUGCUUGUGUAGUCAGAGAACUCUAAAAACUGUGCUGUCUGCAUCCCUCUAUCCAUGUCUUCUACUCAGUUUCUAUUCUGUGAACACACUGUCAAUACCAGCCUUUGCAGAAGACACUGAUUGUCUACAAAGUUUCUUCCCAAUGCAGGUUGUCACAUAGUCUGGGACACAGGUAAACCAAGCUGUAUGAUGGGAGUGUUGAGACAAUCACCACUCACUGUUUUAAUGGAGAAUAUCACAUUAACAGAGAGAAUUAAACUGUGGGGUUUAUGUGGAGUAUAGUCCUUCGGGUGAGCUUCUCUGAGGAUGAGACUUUUUAAAUCAACAUUGUAACAGUA